This is a messenger RNA of Tremella mesenterica DSM 1558, 1778 nucleotides long. RefSeq lists its product as uncharacterized. Gene Ontology annotation, biological process: lipid modification; glycerophospholipid biosynthetic process. Gene Ontology annotation, molecular function: 1-acylglycerol-3-phosphate O-acyltransferase activity; 1-acylglycerophosphocholine O-acyltransferase activity. The transcript has 9 exons. The coding region runs from base 1 to 1719 and encodes 572 amino acids. Lineage: Eukaryota; Fungi; Basidiomycota; Tremellomycetes; Tremellales; Tremellaceae. Gene Ontology annotation, cellular component: membrane; endoplasmic reticulum. The record is from RefSeq and is a predicted model, not a curated record.
AUGUUUUGGGACCCUCUCUUCGAGCACGUUGCUUCCCUCGCUGGUGCUCCUCCUUCCCAGAUAAAGCUCAUUUUCUCUUUCCUCGUCAGCUACCCUCUCGGAUCUCUCUUCGUUCGGAUCCCUCCGGACCGUCCCAACCUGGCUCACAUCUUCUCACUCGUCAUCUCACUCUUCUUCUAUGUCCCUCUACUCAACCUCGGUCGAGGUCUUGCUCACCUACUCUUCAGCUGCGCCGGCACCUACGCCCUUGUGGUCGGCUCUAGAAGUGCUAAUAUGCCUUGGAUGGUCUUUGCCUUCGUCAUGGGACAUUUAUCUCUCAAUCACUUGCGACUCUCAUUCAAAGGUACCCCUAUCGACGAAAUUGAGAUCACGACCAGCCAGAUGGUGUUGGUCAUGAAGCUCACCAUGUUCGCUUGGAAUGUUCAUGAUGGACGCCGAAAACCAGAGGAACUGGACGCAGGUCAAUUGACAACGCGACUGCUACAUGUACCUAGCCCUCUUGCAUUCCUCGGAUAUUGCUUUUUCUUCCCCUCUUCACUCGUCGGCCCCUCGAUGGACUACGCGACAUAUGACGCCCUGGUAAAACACACCUUGUACUCUCAGCCUACUGCAGGGACCGAAGAUCCGCAAGGAAAACUAAAGCGGCGGGUGCCUCACGGUCGGAAACGCGUCGCCUAUCUUCAUCUGGUCAUUGGGCUUUUCUUUCUUGGGGUGUACGCAAUAUUCGGUACAAAGGCGAGCUAUGAAAGAAUCUUGACUCCGGCAUGGUACACCUGGGGACUGGCCACUAGAUUCGGUUUCGUCCAGGUCGCUGGAUUCAUAGCCCGUACCAAGUAUUAUGCUGCGUGGAGCUUGAGUGAGGGGGCGUGCAUCCUCACGGGAAUUGGCUUCAACGGCUACGACCCCAGAACAGGUCGAACACUAUGGAACAGGGUCCGGAACAUCGAUAUUGUGGCGAUCGAAUCGGCCGAGAGCUUUAAGGUUCUUUUUGACAGCUGGAAUUGUCGUACCAACGUAUGGCUCCGUGAUUGCAUAUAUAAGCGUCUGGUUACGAAGGGUAAGAAACCUGGGACAAAGCAAAGCAUGGCCACCUUCCUCACCUCUGCUUUCUGGCACGGACAUCAUUUGGGCUAUUAUGCCGCCUUCACUCUGGCCGGUGUUCUCACAUCUCUUGGUCGGCAGUUGCGCACCUACGUGCGACCUUACUUCUUACCCUCUCCAUCUGCUUCCCAAUCAUCGCCAAACGCCCUGCCUCGAUAUCCAUAUCCUAACACGGCGAAAAGAGUGUACGACAUCAUCGGUUGGAUUAUGGUGCAGAGCAAUCUGAAUUUCACCGCUUCAGCCUUCAUACUGCUGUCGUUCCGCAAGAGUAUGGUAGCAUGGAAGAGGAUGUGGUUUUACUCGCCAGUCCUGGCUUUGUUGGCAAUGGCAUUCUUCCACUUUGGAGGUCGAGCGAUGUUACGGCGGGGCUUACAGAGCAAGAAAGGUGUUGAGGGUGUACCGGAUCUGAAUGUGGUACCGCCGACACCUAUUGAAGUCUCAACUCGCAGGUUACGCCAGCUAGACACGGAUGCCGUAGAGAAGGCCACGAAGGACUUGACGUGGAUCAAAGAGGAUCUGAACAAAGCAAGCUAUGAGGAUAGAGGAGAAGGGAUCGGUAGACCUGACGCUGGUCUGGUGGAUCAUAUAGUACAGGGUACGGAGACGCCUAGAGGUUGAGUUCAUAUCAUACAUAGAGAUCUGGGUAUAAGGUUAUAUGUUAUGGAGAUGACUUUGUG